Messenger RNA from Drosophila miranda, 308 nucleotides. RefSeq names its product immune-induced peptide 1-like. Gene Ontology annotation, biological process: defense response. NCBI's taxonomy places the organism in Eukaryota, Metazoa, Arthropoda, Insecta, Diptera, Drosophilidae. Bases 90 to 302 code for a protein of 70 amino acids. The transcript is spliced from 2 exons. The record is from RefSeq and is a predicted model, not a curated record.
AGAUAAGUAUCAGUUGAGGCACUCGCCCAGAACCAGAACAAGUCUAGAGCAGAUCCAGAAACAGAACCCAAACCAAAACCAGCAUCAACAUGAAGUUCUUCUCAGUUGUCACAGUCUUUGUGCUCGGUCUGCUCGCCCUGGCCAAUGCUGUUCCCCUGUCGCCCGAUCCCGGCAAUGUGGUCAUCAACGGGGCCUGCCGCCCUUGCCCGAAUAUCGACCGAAGGCCAUACAUAGAUAAAAACGAGGGGGAACGUUGUGAGUUGCUGCGUACACCGCAACUCUACAGUUAUACCCGAUACUAAGUCAGU